GUCCAUGUUUGUUUCAUGACUUGCCGAAAAAGAGUUCACAAUGCCGGAUCAUUUAGGUGCAGACCAAAGGAAAAUAAAGGACAAUAAGGAUGAGGAAGACAAACCAAUUCAAGCUUUGGAUGAAGGUGAUAUAGCACUCCUGAAAACUUACGGUGUUGGACAGUACAGUAAAUCUAUCAAGUCAUGUGAAGAAGACAUUCAGAACAUUAUGAAGAGGGUCAACGAGCUCUCAGGUAUCAAGGAAUCGGAUACAGGAUUAGCUCCUCCAGCCCUCUGGGAUCUGGCAGCUGACAAACAGACAUUACAGAGUGAGCAGCCUUUACAGGUGGCUAGGUGUACAAAAAUCAUCAAUGCUGAUUCUGAUGACCCUAAGUACAUCAUCAAUGUCAAGCAAUUUGCUAAAUUUGUGGUGGAUUUGGGUGACCAGGUGGCACCAACUGAUAUUGAGGAGGGAAUGAGGGUUGGUGUGGACAGGAAUAAGUACCAGAUACACAUACCACUACCCCCUAAAAUAGAUCCAUCGGUGACCAUGAUGCAGGUGGAGGAAAAACCAGAUGUGACAUACAGUGAUGUCGGUGGAUGUAAAGAACAGAUUGACAAACUGCGUGAGGUGGUAGAAACUCCUCUUUUACAUCCCGAGAAGUUUGUGAACCUUGGUAUUGAACCUCCAAAAGGAGUGUUGCUGUUUGGACCCCCUGGGACAGGGAAGACACUAUGUGCCCGAGCAGUGGCCAACAGAACAGAUGCCUGUUUCAUCCGAGUGAUAGGGUCAGAGCUGGUACAGAAAUAUGUGGGAGAAGGGGCAAGGAUGGUUCGAGAAUUAUUUGAGAUGGCUAGAUCAAAGAAAGCUUGCAUCAUAUUUUUUGAUGAAAUUGACGCCAUUGGAGGGGCACGGUUUGACGAUGGUGCGGGUGGAGACAAUGAGGUACAGAGAACCAUGUUGGAACUGAUCAAUCAGCUGGAUGGAUUUGAUCCUCGUGGAAACAUCAAAGUCCUAAUGGCCACUAAUAGACCUGAUACUCUUGACCCUGCUCUCAUGAGACCUGGACGUCUAGAUCGUAAGAUAGAGUUUGGUCUCCCAGAUUUAGAGGGAAGGUCACAUAUCUUCAAGAUCCAUGCUAGGUCUAUGAGUGUAGAAAAAGAUAUAAGAUAUGAACUUUUAGCAAGACUUUGUCCCAACAGUACAGGGGCUGAGAUUCGUAGUGUUUGUACAGAAGCUGGUAUGUUUGCUAUCAGAGCACGAAGGAAAAUGGCGACUGAAAAAGAUUUCUUAGAAGCUGUUAACAAAGUCAUCAAGGCCUAUGCCAAGUUCAGUGCCACACCAAGAUACAUGACAUACAAUUAAUGACAGCAUCUAGUGACAGAAAGUUGGCAGUAAUUCAUUUGGAGAUAUUUACUGUGGAAAAUCAAUAUUUGUCAGAAACUGUCAGAUCUGUCCUGGAAUCUCCUUACAAUCUUAGGGAACAUUUGGAAUUUCCUUGAAUAACAAUUUAUAUUGUCAUUGAAUAGUGCUAGAACAUUUGUUGAGUAAGAUAAACUUUUAUAUAAUAUUUCUGAAAGUUUUUCCAAUUUAGAGAAGUGUUUUCUCUCUCAUCAGAUUCUUGUUGUGAACUUUUGGACAUAUAUUGUAUAAGAUAAUUUUGAAAAGCGGAUGUUUUAUGUAAAACUGGAAAAAUGCUUAAUUAUAAUUUACUUUUAAAUUCAUAUCACCCCACAUAUACAUUGAAGAGAUGACAAAUUGCAUUUGGCAGAUGGUUGACAAGUUUACAGACUGCACAAUUUGCUAAUCAUUAUCAAAUUAGUUGCUAUCGAUUUAUAAGAUUCCUGCUCUGAGUGUAUAAGUGUGAUAGAAUGAACUUAUUUGCAUAUUUUUUGGAUAAAGUAGGUAAGUUAUUCAUGACAGAUGUGUGAAAGAAUGGGCAACUGAUAUGUAGUUCAGUAACUAAUAAAUUAAAGUUCUGAAAAAUCA
Messenger RNA from Ylistrum balloti, 1969 nucleotides. RefSeq names its product 26S proteasome regulatory subunit 7. NCBI's taxonomy places the organism in Eukaryota, Metazoa, Mollusca, Bivalvia, Pectinida, Pectinidae. The transcript is spliced from 11 exons. Gene Ontology annotation, biological process: proteasome-mediated ubiquitin-dependent protein catabolic process. The coding region runs from base 41 to 1345 and encodes 434 amino acids. Gene Ontology annotation, molecular function: proteasome-activating activity; ATP binding; ATP hydrolysis activity. The record is from RefSeq and is a predicted model, not a curated record. Gene Ontology annotation, cellular component: proteasome regulatory particle, base subcomplex.